This is a messenger RNA of Branchiostoma floridae (Florida lancelet), 1060 nucleotides long. RefSeq names its product nicotinamide N-methyltransferase-like. Gene Ontology annotation, molecular function: N-methyltransferase activity. NCBI's taxonomy places the organism in Eukaryota, Metazoa, Chordata, Leptocardii, Amphioxiformes, Branchiostomatidae. The record is from RefSeq and is a predicted model, not a curated record. Gene Ontology annotation, cellular component: cytosol. The transcript is spliced from 7 exons. Bases 192 to 1055 code for a protein of 287 amino acids.
UACUUAAAGCAAACCUCCUUGCUCAAAGCGACUUGACUGGCAGUGUCUGCUCUCUAGUUUUCUCGGGAAAAAAAGAUCAUAGACGACACUUAACAACUAGUAGACAACCUCGCCACGAGACCAACGCCCAAACACAUACGGCCUUGCUCACAACUUCCAACUAUGCGGAAUCUGGAAAAAGUGGAGAGGCUAUGUGUCACAGGAUGUCUUCAAAAGAAGUAGAAACACAACCGUUUGACGACGAUUUCGAAAGUGCCAGGGAAUACCUGGAAUUCCAUUGGCCUGACGUCAUGGCGAUAGACAACGUGGAUGAGGGAGCGGCCAUGCCGUGGAUCAUGGAUCAGUUUCAUCGGACCUUCACUGAAGACAAACACUUUGGUGAAAGACUGUUAGACGUUGGAACGGGUCCGACAGUGUACCAGCUGAUUAGCGCCAGCCGAGUUUUUACAGACAUCGUCUGCUCGGAUAUUCAUCAGGGAGCCCUGGAGGAGAUAAGGAAAUGGAAGAAUGAUGAUACAGACGCUUUCGACUGGAGCUCUGCACUAAAGCAUGUCUCUGGAUUGGAGGGCACGAGGUGGGAAGAACGCCAAGGGCAGCUGAGGCGUGCCAUCAAAGACACAGUGUUUUGUGACGUACAUAAUGAGAACCCUCUACAUCCGGCUGUGUUCCGUCCGUUCGAUACCAUCAUCUCCACGUACUGCCUGGAGGGAGCCUGUUUCAACAAGGGAAGGUCGACCUACAAAAAAGCCGUGAAGAACGUUUGCUCCCUACUGAAGCCAGGUGGCUACAUCAUCUUACUGUCCUACAUCGGGGUGACCUACUAUCUCAAAGACGGUAAAAAGGACCCGGAUAAUCUUCGCCUCGACACAGACUUCGUCUUGAAGAGUCUAUCUGAAGCAGGCAUCACGGUUCUGGAGGCGUCUGAAUUUAAAACUCCUGACAGGGAUGCAUGCAGUUAUAGCGACGUAAAAAGUAUCCUGUAUGUGGUGGGCAAGAAGGAUUUAAAUGGAGACUACCUACGUCUCCUGAGCGAGAACAACGAUAAUGGUGUUUGAAAAAA